Molecule: messenger RNA, 939 nt
Organism: Anguilla anguilla (European eel)
Lineage: Eukaryota; Metazoa; Chordata; Actinopteri; Anguilliformes; Anguillidae
Product: C-C motif chemokine 13-like
Exons: 4
Coding region: 165-449 (94 amino acids)
Biological process (GO): G protein-coupled receptor signaling pathway; positive regulation of GTPase activity; neutrophil chemotaxis
Cellular component (GO): extracellular region
Molecular function (GO): CCR chemokine receptor binding; chemokine activity
Source: RefSeq, a predicted model, not a curated record
AAAAAAACAUGACAAAAGCAAACAAGUUUGGAAAGUCCACCAGGUGCCCUAUAUAAAGACACAAAGCUCAAGCCAGUGAAUCAGAGCACAAACUGAUUAGAGAGAAACACACAGCCUGCUCCACUUUUACUGAAGCCAAAGACACACAAGGACUAAGACUGAAGAUGGCGAACACCAGAUUCUUUACUGUGGCCCUGCUGGUCAUUUUCACCCUCAACAGCUUCCUUCCUCAGAUAGAGUCAGUACGCUGUUGCCUGUCAUAUACAAAGAAAAAAAUUCACUGCCAAAGGAUGGAGAACUACACCAUCCAGACAUACAUGGGCAUCUGUGACAUGGAUGCGAUCAUCUUCCACACAAAAGCAGGCAAGUCUAUCUGUGCUGACCCAUCAAAAGAGCAGACUCAGAGGACAAUCAAGUGCCUUAAAGCAAGAGCCCAUAAUUUGUUUUGAGGAAUCUUCAAUUAUACAACACAACAACAAUGAAGCAAUUUAAGAAGACAAGCUAUUGUAAUUGUUUAAUUUUUGUGUGUUGUUCACUACAAGUAUUUAAAUUAUUUAAAAAGGAAAUUUUUAUUGUUUAAAAAAACAUAUAUUUUAAUUGUACGUCAAUUUUUUCUACAUAUGUUUAUGGUAAUGCUGAAGUUUUCACCACUUCGUUAUUGAUCUGUUUCAUAAACAGAAAUGGUACAGUGUCACAUCUGAGAUACAAUGUCGCCAUAUUUUGAAUAUGGACUAAAUGAAAACAUUUUAUGUUUUUAAAGAGUAUCACAAAUUAUUUUUGUGUUGACUUUGUGCUGUCUUCUUCAUAAAAACAGUUUAAACACCUUGAAAGAAAUCAAACGGUUUGUUUUACUUUCAAAAUUCUUAUAGAUUUAAUGUAUGUAUUGCUGUGACAUGGAAGUGUAAUCAAGCUAAAAUAAAGAUACCUAUUUAUGAAACA